Aspergillus aculeatus ATCC 16872 is the source of this 486-nucleotide messenger RNA. RefSeq names its product cytochrome b-c1 complex subunit 6 family protein. The record is from RefSeq and is a predicted model, not a curated record. The transcript has 3 exons. Lineage: Eukaryota; Fungi; Ascomycota; Eurotiomycetes; Eurotiales; Aspergillaceae. Gene Ontology annotation, biological process: mitochondrial electron transport, ubiquinol to cytochrome c. Bases 1 to 486 code for a protein of 161 amino acids.
AUGGGUCUUGCCGACUUCUUCUCCGACGUCAUCUCCUCCUUCGGCUUCCCCGAGGCUCAGGCUGAGGCUCCCGCCGAGUCCGUCGAGGAGACCAGCAGCCAGGAGGCUGAGUCUUCCGAGGAGAAGCCCGCUGAGGAGGCUGCCGCUUCCAGCGAAGAGUCCACCGAGGAGUCCGCCGAGGAGACCCCCGCUGAGGAGUCUUCCGAGGAGGAGGAGCCCCAGGAGGAGGAAGAGGAGGAAGAAGAAGAGGAGGAAGAGGAGGAGGAGCCCGAGGACAUCAAGCCCAAGCUCGAGGAGGAGUGCGCCAAGUCCGCCCAGUGCGCCCCCUACAAGCACCACUUCGAUGAGUGCAUCGAGCGCGUAACCAAGCAGGAGGAGGAUGAGGACUACAAGGGUCCCAAGGAGGACUGCGUUGAGGAGUUCUUCCACCUCACGCACUGCGCUACCCAGUGCGCCGCCCCCAAGCUCUGGAAGCAGCUCGCCUAA